This is a messenger RNA of Coprinopsis cinerea okayama7#130, 150 nucleotides long. RefSeq lists its product as hypothetical. NCBI's taxonomy places the organism in Eukaryota, Fungi, Basidiomycota, Agaricomycetes, Agaricales, Psathyrellaceae. The coding region runs from base 1 to 150 and encodes 49 amino acids. The record is from RefSeq and is a predicted model, not a curated record. The transcript has 3 exons.
AUGAUCCUCCUGGAAGCAAUACGCGUUCUCCUCCUUCUAGUCGCCGACUACAACUCACGGUACGGCGAUGGAGCCAAUGGAGCACAGGCGAAUUGGCUCGAAUACUCAUUUGGAGACGCGCCGGCUGUCGAUCCUGCAAGACGCUGGUGA